Molecule: messenger RNA, 2271 nt
Organism: Oxyura jamaicensis (ruddy duck)
Lineage: Eukaryota; Metazoa; Chordata; Aves; Anseriformes; Anatidae
Gene: POLH
Product: DNA polymerase eta
Exons: 10
Coding region: 61-2136 (691 amino acids)
Biological process (GO): response to radiation; error-prone translesion synthesis
Cellular component (GO): replication fork; nucleus; site of double-strand break
Molecular function (GO): damaged DNA binding; DNA-directed DNA polymerase activity
Source: RefSeq, a predicted model, not a curated record
GGGAGGGCGGUCAGUCGGGCGGGUGGCGGCGGAGGGGGAAGGAGGGGUGUCGCUGCCGCCAUGUCGCGGGGUCGGGAGCGGGUGGUGGCCCUGGUGGACAUGGACUGCUUCUUCAUGCAGGUGGAGCAGCGCUUCGACCCGCAGCUGCGCGGCCGGCCCUGCGCCGUGGUGCAGUACAACAAGUGGCAGGGCGGCGGGAUCAUCGCGGUGAGCUACGAGGCGCGCUCCUUCGGCGUGGCCCGCGGCAUGUGGGCGACCGAGGCGCGGGCGCUGUGCCCGGAGCUGCUGCUGGCCAGGGUGCCCGAGGCGCGGGGCAAGGCGGACCUCACCCGGUACCGGGAGGCCAGCGCCGAGGUGAUGGAGGUGCUGUCGCGCUUCGCCGCCAUCGAGCGGGCCAGCAUCGACGAGGCGUACCUGGACCUGACGGGCAGCGCUCGGGAGAGGCUGCGGGAGCUGCGGGGGCGGCCCCUGGGUGCCGAGCUGCUGCCCACCACCUUCGUGCAGGGGCUGCCCGGCGGCCCCGACCCCCAGCAUGCCGCCAAGGAGGAGCUGCGGCAGCGUGGCGUGCAGGAGUGGCUGGCAUCGCUGUCCUUCGAUAACCCCGACUGUCCUGACCUGCAGCUGACCAUGGGAGCGGUAAUUGUGGAAGAAAUGAGGGUGGCCGUGGAGAAAGCCACUGGAUUCAGGUGCUCAGCUGGGAUUUCGCACAACAAAAUGCUGGCGAAACUGGCCUGUGGGUUAAACAAGCCCAACCGCCAGACACUGGUAUCUUCACGAUCUGUCCCGCAGCUCUUCAGCCAGAUGCCUGUCAGCAAUAUCCGUAACCUGGGGGGGAAGCUUGGUGCUGCCAUCACGGACAUCCUGGAAGUGGAGUACAUCGGGCAGGUGACGCAGUUCAGUGAGACGGAGCUCCAGACUCACUUUGGAGACAAGACAGGGUCCUGGCUCUAUGACUUGUGCAGAGGAAUUGAUGACGAACCUGUCAAAAAUCGACACUUGCCCCAGUCCAUUGGCUGCAGCAAGAACUUCCCUGGGAGGACAGCCCUGGCCACACAGAAGGAGGUGCAACACUGGCUCCUGCAGCUGGCCUUGGAGCUGGAAUCCAGACUGAUCAAGGACAGGAGUCAGAACCACCGAGUGGCCAAGCAGCUCAUGGUGGUCAUCCGCAUGCAGGGAGACACCCGGCUGUCACGCUUCUGUGCCGUGACCCGCUACGAUGCCCAGAAGAUCUACAGUGAUGCCUUUGCCCUAAUCCAAAACUGCAACAUGGCCGGGGCUCACCAGGCAGCCUGGUCUCCGCCGCUCAUAUCAGUGCUUCUCUCAGCAAGCAAGUUCUCAGAGGCCCCCACGCUCCUCUCUGCAGGUAUCGCCGCCUUCCUGACUGGUGACACUCAGCCCGAUGGCACUGGCAGCGCCAAGACCGCGUCUUGCAGGAGGCCCAGGGUCAAGUUUUUCAGGAGCCCGAGCAAAGAGCACAGACAGAAGCCGGCUAAUGCUAUUGAGUCGUUCUUCCAAAAGGCAGCAGAAAAGCGGCAGUCACAGGCAGCAGCAAGCAGCCUGCCAGCUGCUACCACCUCCCCUGAGCACCCAGGGAGAGAUGACCUGGAGGGAGCUGGUGUUGGACUUGCCUCUGAGCAGUGUGAUCUGGAGUCCCCUGUGAAGCAGAGUCCCAGAGAUGGGAGUCCUACUUUACCUUGCAAGAGGCUUCCCUGUGAGACAUUGCUGUCUGAUGCUACGCAAACACCCUCGACUCCACCCAGCUCCAGGAUGCUUCUGAAAUUAGAGCCAGCUAUGGAAGGAAACGAGCAGAACUUGCCACCCUCUCCCGAGCUCACCCUGCUCCCUCAUGCCUCGCCGGGGGACCAGCAGCGCUGUGAGAAGUGUGGCCAGCACGUGCUGGUGUGGGAGCUCCCAGAGCACAUGGACUACCACUUUGCUGUGGAGCUGCAAAGCUCCUUCCUGGAGUCCAGUUUCCCCACAGCCCCAGUGGCAGAUCCCAGCCUGAAGGCUGCGGCUUCCAGGUCUCCUGCCAAGGCAAAGAACAAGCCCAAGACUCCGGCAGGAUCUAGUGCAAAACGACCUAGGGAAGGUGUGACAAGAACUUUAGAUUUUUUCUUUAAACGCCUGCCUCCUUAACAUCCAGCCAUGCUGGGAGUUUUUAGAUAAUAGCCGGUUUAAAAUCCGGUUAAAAGUUUUUAUACUGCCUUGCCAGGUUUUAAUGCAGAAAAGUCUAAUAAAUUAUCUCUACCCCAAGUCUAAGAGGGACUGGAA